Molecule: messenger RNA, 960 nt
Organism: Lachancea dasiensis
Lineage: Eukaryota; Fungi; Ascomycota; Saccharomycetes; Saccharomycetales; Saccharomycetaceae
Source: the annotation of a GenBank genome assembly
AUGGAGGAAACUAGGCACUACAGAGCGCAACGGCGCUCAUCACAAGACGAUUACAUUUCAGAGUGCCAUAGACAGGACGAAAAGCUGCGAAGCUACACAUUUCCAGUAUACCUAGAAACCCACCGUAAAUGGAAACCAGUAGCCAGCGACGAGUGUGCCCCUAGUCCCAAAACCCAAUACACCAGGCUGGGCGUUAGUAGUGCUGCUGCAGAAGAGAAAGAUAAGCGGGCGACCGCCUGUACAGGGGGAGGAUUAUUUGCAGAUGAGUUUUCAACCAAACCAGAGACCAGCGGGAACUGGUGCACACACAGAAACACUGCUUUGGACAUUGUGUCGCGGAGACCAUCGCUGGGACAGCUCAGGCACAAUAGUUUGUUUUCGAUGGUUUCCUUCAGCAGUAGAAGCGAAGAGUCAUCGCCGACUGCGCGAAAGCCACACCACAGACGUAGCAGUGCUGUUUCGAUGGAAAAGAACGUGGCCUGGCGGCUCAGCUUGCAAUUCGGCGAAGGUCAUGUUGGCAGUAAAAAAGCGUACACACAGGAUAAUAGGUCCAGCACAAGUCAUGACCUCCAGUCGCCGCUUGCCCUUAUGGCUCAUACUUCAGAGCAACUAAGAAGGAAUUCCGACUGCAACUUUAAGGCUGAGGCCCAGCUUUGGACACGCGGAAUUCGAAAGUCUAACUCAGUGUAUGCUGGCUUCCCCGAAACUGGCGAUCAAGUUCCCAAAACUAUUGAGCUCGAUCUUUCUCGGCAUCUUACCUCAUCUGAAUACAGCCCAACCUCUGUCGUAGCGCGGGCAAAGCCGGAACACGAAUGUUGGCUUCUUCCACCCUUACAGUUUUCGGACUUGAGCUCGCCCGAAGAGGAAGACACCCCAAGUUCUACAGAAAACGAGUGUCUCGCUGGCCGGAAUGAUGAUUCUGAGCUGUUGUCUUUGAAGGAUUUCCUAAUAAGUUCUUAA